Rhinocladiella mackenziei CBS 650.93 is the source of this 1314-nucleotide messenger RNA. RefSeq lists its product as uncharacterized. The transcript has a single exon. The coding region runs from base 1 to 1314 and encodes 437 amino acids. Lineage: Eukaryota; Fungi; Ascomycota; Eurotiomycetes; Chaetothyriales; Herpotrichiellaceae. The record is from RefSeq and is a predicted model, not a curated record.
AUGGAACAGUCUACAUCCAAAGCCUUGGUACCAAUCAAGAAGAAGUUAGCCACCGCCGAACCCGAGGACAAGGAAGUCAAGGAACAGGCGGAUGAUCCUCCCAGGCAGGCAGACAGACCUCCGCAGAAAAAAUGGCGAGAUCUCAGUCCAGAGCAGAAAAUUCUGGAGAUUGUGCGUCACAGUAUCCGACCAUUCUCUGAUCGCCUCGACCCUUUCGCCGCGUUGCCUGUCAAUCUCGACCGUAUGCAGGAACACUUGGUCAGCUUCUAUCUUCUCUACUACCCCAAGGCCACAUAUGGAUUCAGCCCACGGCUUCGUCCACAUCCUGUCGCUAGUAACUUCUCCAUUGCGUUGAACACGCCUGCUUGUUUCCAGGUCAUCCUUGCGCGGUCCGCUUUGUACCGGAUAUCACUGAACAAGUAUGCAUCGGACCGAGAGAAAAGUGCCCUUGAGCUGGCCGUGAUGCGGCACAAGGGCGAGGCUCUAAAGUUGGUUCGGGUAUUAAGCACCAAGUUGUCUCCAAAGCGAAAAGACGAUCUGUUGGCUUCGAUCAUCAGCCUGGGGACUUUUGAAAGACGCACCGGCUCAUCGGACAAUGCGGGAAUGCACUAUUCAGCCGUCAGGAGGAUUCUGAAAUCCACCGGUGGCCCUCUUAAAGUCAAUUCGGUCCUUCUGUCGCGUGUCAUGUGCUUCUUCGAGUGCAUAUAUGGCACAAGUCCAGAAAGUUAUAUCUGGGACGAGUCGGAUUUGAAAAGAUUGCUCAACAGCUUGAAUAACUUUCUUUUCAAGUUAUGGGAAUUCUGGCAGUCCCUGUCAACCAUCAGCGUCCUGACUUCCAGAUCAAUUGAAGGGCGGCGGACAAUACCGAUUCAUUCUUUUGGCCUUCAACCAGGUUCAGCAUUGCUCUUGGUCGUGGAGAGGCGGCCAAGCCCCAUGGCUGAAAUCACCCAACUACGGCGGCUGGAGUUGAUAUUCCAAGUGACGUGUCUCCUUACACUGGCCAUAAUCACGAUCGACCACGCCAGUGACUUCCGGACUCUGCAGCAGUACAUGGACGGUCUCCAUAAGAUGAUGGACGACCUUCAGCUGGGAGGUCAGAGCUGCAACAACGCCAUGUGGCAGAUUCAAGUCAACGACCACAGUGAAGAGCAUAGUCGAAGAAUAUGGCGUGCGGCUGGUUAUGCUUGGGUCAUGAAGCAUGUGUCGUAUCAUAUUCAAGAGACGCUGAAAGACUGGUUACUCGGUUUCUUCACGGGGAAGCCGGCGGACAAGGUGUAUCGGCUUGAUGCGUUCCACUUUAGUUAUGCGAGCUGA